Xenopus laevis (African clawed frog) is the source of this 1613-nucleotide messenger RNA. RefSeq lists its product as uncharacterized. The transcript has 2 exons. The record is from RefSeq and is a predicted model, not a curated record. Bases 38 to 1057 code for a protein of 339 amino acids. NCBI's taxonomy places the organism in Eukaryota, Metazoa, Chordata, Amphibia, Anura, Pipidae.
CCCUCUAAAUCUAAAAGGAAAGAUAGCUUUAUUCAAGAUGUUGAUAUUUCCCAAAUUAAUUUAUCCAUUAACAAACUUGCCAAUUUUAAUUAAACAUAAUGACAUUAAGAAACUGGAUUCAGUACUGAAUAGUUUUAUAUGGAGUGGUAAGAAACCUAAAAUUGCCCUAUCCAAAUUGCGAGGCCCCUAUGCUUUAGGUGGCCUAAAGUUACCUAAUUUCAGAAUCUUUAACUUAGCUGCAAUUACUAGAUACCUUAUUGAGUGGACGUUUAAAGGAGACAAAUUUACAAAUCCUGCUCUUGAACUUUUUCCCACAUCCACCUCCCACAUUUUAAAUAUCCUCCAUUUGAAAUGGAAGGAUGUUCCUUUUGAAUGUAAAGUAAACCCUCUAUUUAGGGACUCAAUUUUUACAUGGAAAUUGCUAUUCUCCAGUCACAAUUUUAAUCAUAUGCAGACUCCUUUCAUGCCAAUUCAUCUCCUUUGGAAAAACUCACAACCCGGAUACUACUCCUUACUUUCCCUCUCUAAAAAACGCCAUCCUCUUAUGAUUAGAGACUUUGUGGAUCCUACUAAUGGGAAACUUCUUUCUUGGGCAGUUUUAAAAAGACAACUUGGUUUGAAGAUUGGAGAUCACUUUCUCUAUAUUAUUGUAAAAAGCGCUUUUCUUUCAGUUGCCAACAAAAACCUCUAUGCUAUUCAGAAACAUUGGUUAGCUGAGGAGCUAGCUAAAAUAGAAGAUAACUGGGGGAUCUUAAAUAUAGAUUAUAUAACAUGGAAACUUUGGUGUCCCCCUUUUAGAAUAAUGCACCCUCUUAAAGAUGCAGCUUUAAAAUGGACAAAUUAUUUGCAUUGUGAAAUUACCCCUUCCCAAUUGUCCUCUUCUAUUACAAAAUUUAACAAGUAUUUUACCUCAGAGGACUGGAGAGUCCAGCAUUUCAAACUGAUCCACCUGGAAUACGGGAAGCUUUUUCGCAAAAGUAGGGGAUUGGGUCAUGUCUCAUUUUGCCCAAAAUGUAAGCAUGAGAAUGUAGACCUGUUCCAUUACUUUUGGGACUAAAAGACUUCAUUAGUUCAAAGUUGAAAAUAUGCUUUAAUUUCUCUCCAGCUUAUGUCCUCUUAAAUAUUGGCUCACCUUCUUUCUCUAAGAUAAAUCAAUGCAAUGCCAAUGUUAAAAUGUUAGCCAACUUAAUCCUUCGUUUUGUUGCUGCUACGAAAAAAACUUUAUUCUUAUAUUGGCUUUUAGAAUCUCCCCCCUCCAUGAAAGAUAUUUUAUCACAGAUAAAUAAUUUGUGUUGGCAAGAAGCUAUAUGGGCAAAAACAGCUGAACCACAUUUAAAGCGCAAAUUCAUGGAUGACUGGUCUCUUUUUUUCAAACUAAUCGAUCCUGGUCAAAAAACUAAAGUCUUAGAACUAUUACAAAUCUAAAUAUAUUGAAAUGUAAGGUGGCUUUAUCAGUUCAUGCAUAUUUUGGAUACUUGAUACUGCCAUUUUUGUUGAUAAUUCUUUUUACAUUAAUUAGUAAAUCCACUGAGUGAAGUUUGGUUUAUUAUUGUUUCUUUACUUCAUUAUUUUAUUUACUAUGUUAAUUAUUUUCCUUUGGAAUGUGUGCUUUU